UCUAGCUUAACAGCGCCUCCAGCUCUAGCCCUACCUCUCUCGCAGCCUCCUACGCCUGCAAGAAGCAGCUCUCUCUCGCAGCCUCUUACGCCUGCAAGAAGCAGCUAGCCAGUGCGCGCACAUCGUCCAUCGAUCACCUCGAUCACCAGUUCACCACACACACACAGCCAGCUCCAUCCAACACCUCGGGUCGACGAUGGCCAUGGCGCAAGGACAAGCGGCACGGGCCACGAGGGAGGCCGUGCCCCUGGUGUCCCGUGUGGCCAUCAUCGGCGGCGGGAUCAGCGGCCUGGCCGCGGCGAAGCAGAUGUCGGCCUACGAUCCCGUCGUGUUUGAGGCGACGCCGUCCGUCGGCGGGGUGUGGAAGCACUGCGUCUACCGCACCACGCGGCUGCAGACGCCCCGCCCGGACUACGAGUUCUCCGACUACUCCUGGAAGAACCGCGACGACCCGUCGUUCCCGACCCACACCGAGAUCGUCGACUACCUGGAGGGCUACGCCGACGAGUUCGACCUCUGGCGCUACAUCUCGUUCGGGUCCAAGGUGGUGGACAUCAAGUUCCUCGGCGGCGCCGAGGCCGGGUUCACCGAGCUGUGGAGCGGCACCGGCAAGGCUCCGCUCCGGGGCAAGCCCAUGUGGGAGGUCGGCGUCGUCACCGGCGACUCCAACAUCGUUCAGUAUUACAAGUUCGAGUUCGUGGUGAUGUGCACGGGGAAGUACGGCGACGUGCCGCGGAUGCCGGUGUUCCCGCCGGGGAAGGGGCCGGAGGUGUUCAAGGGGACGGUCAUGCACUCGCUAGACUACUGCAAGCUGAGCGAGGAGGAGGCCGUUGAGCUCAUGCGAGGCAAGAAGGCGGUGGUUGUUGGCUACAAGAAGAGCGCUAUCGAUCUAGCCAACGAAUGUGCUCAGGCAAACCAAGGCGAGGGAGGGCAGCCGUGCACGAUGCUGGUACGGACCCUGCACUGGGUGGUGCCAUCGUACUCCAUCUGGGGCCUGCCAUUCUCCAUGUUCUACUCCACACGCUUGUCUCAGCUCUUCUACGAGCGGCCCAACCAAGGCUUCUUCCGAUCCCUCCUCUGCCGCCUCAUGAGCCCACUGCGGACAGGGGUGUCGAAGUUCAUCGAGUCGUACCUGUCGUGGAAGCUGCCACUGGGAAAGUACGGUCUGACGCCGGACCACCCCUUCGUCGAGGACUACGCCAGCUGCCAGAUGGCCAUCCUCCCGGAGGGCUUCUUCGACAUGGCGGACCGCGGCCUCGUCCGCUUCAAGAGGGCGUCGGCCGGGUGGUGCUUCUCAGAGAACGGCGUGGUCCUCGACGACGGCACCAAGGUGGAGGCCGACCUCGUCUUCCUCGCCACCGGCUUCGAGGGCAAGGACAAGCUCCGCGAGGUCCUGCCAAAGCCCUUCCGCGACCUCGUCGUCGGCAAGUCUUCCAUGAUGCCGCUCUACCGUGGCACGAUCCACCCGCUGAUCCCGAACAUGGCGUUCGUGGGGUUCGUGGAGAGCGUGUCGAACCUGCACACGUCGGAGCUGCGGUGCCGGUGGCUGUCGGGGCUGCUGGAGGGGAGGUUCGAGCUGCCGACCGUGAAGGCCAUGAUGGGGCACGUCGCCGGCGAGGCCGACGCCAUGCGCCGCACCACGCGGUUCUACCGCCGCCACUGCAUCUCCACCUACAGCAUCCACGACAGCGACGGCAUGUGCGCCGACCUGGGCUCCGCCACGCUCCGCAAGGCCAACUGGAUCGCCGAGCUCUUCGCGCCAUACAACAACAAGGACUACAAGGAACAGUGAUUAAUUCAUACGUCCGGACACAUCACAUCGUCCUACGUACGUAUACUACACUUACUCGACCGCACCAAUAUAUACAUGCGGCCGAAUACGUAAGUACAGCCGGUAUAAUACAUUCUUUUAGUAAAAGCACAUACAUAUAUACGCGAUUCCAUUGGUAGCUAGUAAUAAUAUCGAUCGCUAACAAGAAUAUACGUAUACACAUACGUACUAUAAUAAGAUUCUUUAUUCCUGUACUAGUAGUACUACUGCAGUGUGUAAGUCCUUAGGGCUCGAUGCUGACUAGUAAUCAAGGACUAGGUCAUGCAUGAUAAUUUAUGUAUCAAGUGUCAUGUGAACCGAGGAACGUUCGGUUAAGGACUCGUGACCUCGAUCAAGGAGGUCUUGUCUCGCCCGCGACCACAGGAAUAUUCCAACUGUCGAGGAGCAUGUGGACUGUAGUAGAUCCUUGUGUGAUUACUUAUAGCAGUAUAUGAUUCAUCCCUGUACAACACCUGUGGCUCAUUUUUUUUUCUUUGUCGAUGUAACAAUUGGAUCUAUGAGCAUGCAAUGAAAAUUACU
This is a messenger RNA of Hordeum vulgare subsp. vulgare (domesticated barley), 2350 nucleotides long. Its product is annotated as probable flavin-containing monooxygenase 1. The transcript is spliced from 5 exons. The record is from RefSeq and is a predicted model, not a curated record. Gene Ontology annotation, molecular function: N,N-dimethylaniline monooxygenase activity; flavin adenine dinucleotide binding; NADP binding. NCBI's taxonomy places the organism in Eukaryota, Viridiplantae, Streptophyta, Magnoliopsida, Poales, Poaceae. Bases 197 to 1792 code for a protein of 531 amino acids.